CUCUCGUGGGGAAAGAGAGAAAGAGAGAGAGAGAGAGAGAGAGAGGGAGACGUGUGAUUUCUCUUUGUACUGAAUGAAGAGUUGAGGCCGGCUCUGCUUCUCCCACCGCCUUCUCUUUUAUAUAAGCAGAGUUUGCAUGCUGUAAAUAGCGCAAUAAGCCGGUUACAUUUUACGUUUCACCGUAUCCGUCGUUCCCUUUUGUAUUGUGGAAGCGGCCGGCCACUGCCAAUGUCCCUUUGAGCGUUUUUGGACAACAAAAGCAUCAGGUUCAGCGUUGUUUCUUCGGGGGGAUUUCAAGUCUCACAUUUGUCAACCGAGAUUUUUCAGUGCGGUAAAGCGAACAGCCGCACGUCCACAGACCGCUUUUCGCCUCUCUCCCGUCGCUCCUUUCACACUUCCACACCUCCGGGUUUUUUUACCCUCUAAAACCGAGCGACCAUGGCUGCUGUAACAAGCCCGGAGACGAGCCCUCAACCCCGGGUAUAUUUCCAGACGCCGGCCGGCACCACGGAGGAACCGGAGACACCCGUUCGGAAGCAGGGACGCGUAACCGUCAAAUACGACCGUAAAGAGCUGAGGAAGAGACUGAACCUGGAGGAGUGGAUUAUCGACCAGCUAACGGACCUCUACGACUGUGAGGAGGAGGCCAUCCCAGAACUUGAGAUAGAUGUGGAUGAGCUGCUGGAUAUGCCCAGUGACAUUGAACGGGCAGCCAGGGUCAAGGACUUACUGGUUGACUGUUUUAAACCUACUGAGGACUUCAUCUCAGAGCUGCUCGACAAGAUCCGAGGGAUGCAGAAGCUCUCCACGCCUCAGAAGAAAUGAUGGCGUCCCUCCUCCUCCUCCUCCCCAACACCCUCCCUUCUCCACCUUAGCCCUCACCUCUCGUCUUCCUGUCGCUCCCCAUUCUUUUUUCUUCUUUUGAAUACGUUAACUGAACCUUGGUUCCUCUUGUUAGGCCCCCUUCUUUUUUUCAUUUCAUCUCUUCCUCUUCUCCUGUUGCCUGGAUCCAGUCCUAUAAAUUGCUUUUAUUUUCAUUUUUUGACCUUCCCCUCUUGUUUGUGGACCUCCCCAUUAAAAGCAAUGACAAAAGGUAAAAAAAAUCGUAAUUACCAGACGACAACAAGCAAUUCAUUGGUCUUAAUCCAGGCACUCUCCUUCCCUCUUUUUUUCCCCCCCACUUCGGCCUCUCCUUCACCCUUUAUUUGGCUUUACUCCUCUCCCUCAUCCAGCUCUUCUUCCUCCCACCCCCCCUGAACCAUUCUCCAUCUGUCUGAGGAGGAAGAGGAGGGGAGCUCAGAUGAGAUGAGAUGAAUCCAGUAAUUACUGGGAGAGAAGCAGCCGAGAGUGGGAAGAGGAACAAGAGACAGAGUCGGCAUCGGCCAAGAAAAGAGGGGAAGGGUGAACGAUGAAGGAGGAGGGUUGGAAGAAGGAAGCAGCCAAUCAUUGCUUAUGUCUCUACCAACGAGAUUCCUUAUUUUGUUAUUUGUAAGGGGUUUAAAAUUGUAUAUGUUCAAGCUACCAACCAUUAUUCCUAUGCUGUUUUCUGCUUCGGUUUGAGGGCAUGGGGAUAUUCACUUGACUUUAGUUUUUUAAUUAAUUAACUUUUUGGGGUCAGUACACAUAAUUUCCCCCCUUAAUCAGAGGCAUUUGCUACAGUGGUGCAUUUAAAGACUGUCUGUCUUUUUGCGUGUCUGUUGAAAAAUCUGCACUAUGUCAUUUUGGGAGGAAAAUCUGAACCUCUGACCACAAAGAAUAUUGUAUGGUUUAUCUUUAGUACAGCAAAGAGGCAAAUGUGAUCCUUGGAAUAGCAGUUGAACCUAAAAGAAAGUCACUGGUUGGCUGCAGUGGUCGUACGGCCCGACCAAUUUUAGACUAAAAAUCUUCCUUUGAGGGUAGAGUAGAAGUAGGUUCUUUUAGGUUGGGUGUGCUUGACUAGAAUUCAAAUUCUUGCAGAAAAGAAGUAUGUUUUUCUUUCCUUGAAUGCGUAGUGCAGUCCUAAGAGAGGCUAUUUAGAAGCCACUGCUGUCCAGCCUGCACAUACAUAUGUACGUCUGUGUGUUGCUAAAUGCUAUGUGUGUAUGUUGCUACAUAAUGUACAGCAACAUUCAUAAUAGGAGUGUUUUUCGGGCCUGUAUAUUCUGCUGUUCUGUAAGACAAAUUAGAUUUUUAGUAUAGGACUGGUUCCUGUUUUGUUUUGUUUUCUCGAUGCAUUUUGUUACACACACACUGACAGUCCGACAGGGGGACCCGGAACAAAGCUGCCUUGUUUUUUUGUUUUUUGUUUUGCCCCCCUCUCUCUGUCUCUUUUUCACUGUCUCUCCCUUUUUCCUAAGACAUUAUGUAGUCCACCACCUUGUUUUAUGUUUGGCAGACAUCAGUUCGGAGCGGUCACAUGUACAUGGAAACUCUGAAAAUGUUUUUUGAGCUCUGUGUUUAUACCGACCUCUGCCUGUCACAUCAGUAGAGCCACCAAUGAGAUGUCUGAAUAGGAGGGAUGGAGGCCACCGUUUCAAAUCAAAGCUGUCUAAAUGCAUUCACUCCUCUUUUUUUCUUUUUUCUUUCUCUCACUCUCUCACACACACAAACAGGCCACCCUCGAGGCGGAGGAAACACAUUAGCAAACACAGCUGCCUCUUACACAGAUGUGUACACUCACACACACACACACACACAAAGUGCAAAGAGAAAAAGGGAGAGAGAGACUGGGCCUUAGCUGUCACAAGGUCUGUGUUUCCUACUGCAGCUGCCAAUCAUCUCCAAGAAUAAGCCAUCUGUUUCUGAUCCUGAGCCAAUCAGAUCAGAGACUGAAGCCCAUCGGCCAAUAGGAGAAGCAGUAACAUUUGCUGUGAUUCCUGUGACCAAUUGCUAACACCUGCGGCGACAGCAGACCUCCACUGUCUGUCUCUCCCUCUCUCUGAGCACCAACACACACACAAACACGCGCACACACUCUGGCCCAUUUUCAUCUUGCUGCUCUGUCAUUUCUCCCUGGCAUCUCCUCUCUCCUCCUCUUCCCAUCCAUUUUCAUCCUUCUGUCCACCCUCCCUUUCUAUCCUUUCUUCAGUUUCCUUUUUUUUUUAAACAGAUGUUGCCUUAGGUAUUAUUUAUGUUACACAAACCAAAUAAACGGGAGACAUUCAUUUUUAAAACAGUAACACAAACUGCUAAAAACAUGUGUUACUGAGCAGAACUGCGGCAUGUGGAGAAUCUCUGAUCUUCUGUCGCUACUUUUCUCUUUUUUUUUUUUGAAAAACAAAAGGAGAUUCUGUUGUUUUGAUUGUUUUGGGGGUUUUUUUAGAAGUGAGUGUUUAAUACUUAGGCCUUGAUACAGUGAUUUUGUUUAGAUAAAACAAUGUUCUUUACAUUUACAUUGAAUACUGGUCUGUUUUUAUUGUGAUCAUGACACUUCUUGAUGCCAGGCCUUGGAUUAACAUAUAGUUGGACAAAAAUCCAUCCAGAUACACUUUGGUGUGACUGCUUUUGCUUUCCUGGUGGCAUUCCUAAAUCCAAUGCUGUCUGCAGCUUUUUGGAGAUAUUUUGAUUAGUGGGACUGUACCAUGCAAGCUCAAUCAGUCGCUGAAUUUGAAUGGAUUUUCAUUUCUAAAUCCAGGUUUGGAUUAUACCUUCUUAGACUGUUAUUGAGAAGUCUGUUUUUUUACUGUUGGGGAAAAUUGCAAAAAAUAUAUAUACUGAUUAUUAUCAUUGAGGCUAAAUACAAGAGCUAAACCAUGUGGAUUGAAGGAGUGGUGGUGUUUUUUUUGGACAAUGAUUAGAUCAAACCAACAAACAAAUGUAGCAAUAUCAACAACAGGUCUUGUUUUUGCCCAAUUUUGUUACACUUUUAUGCAACUUUAAUAAAAACAUGUAAAAUGGAAA
Lates calcarifer (barramundi perch) is the source of this 3879-nucleotide messenger RNA. RefSeq names its product protein phosphatase 1, regulatory (inhibitor) subunit 14Bb (gene ppp1r14bb). Gene Ontology annotation, cellular component: cytoplasm. Gene Ontology annotation, biological process: regulation of phosphorylation; innate immune response. The record is from RefSeq and is a predicted model, not a curated record. NCBI's taxonomy places the organism in Eukaryota, Metazoa, Chordata, Actinopteri, Centropomidae. The transcript is spliced from 4 exons. Gene Ontology annotation, molecular function: protein serine/threonine phosphatase inhibitor activity. The coding region runs from base 439 to 825 and encodes 128 amino acids.